AUGGGCCUGAGCCAUUCUAAGUCUCACCCAAGGCUGACCAAGGUAGUACCUGUGCAAAACAAAGAGGAAGAGACUCCCUUGGCUGGCCCUGUGGACUUUGCAUUCACUCAGAAUCUGGAAGAAAACAGUUUAUACUCAUUUGCAAGACUGCAGGACCGGAAUAAAGCUUUAGAAGGGCAGCUGCCACCUCUACGAGAGACCUGGUAUGGAAGAUAUUCUGAAGGGCCAAGGGCCAUGUAUUUUGACUUCCCACUGGAACAGCAAGAAACAAGUAUUAUUAAAAGGCAUCCACCCCGAAGACUUCAAAAACUUGAACCCAUUGACCUGCCACAAGUAAUUACUUCUGAAAGGCUCCUGAACCAGCAAGAAGCCAGGAGGACUCGCAAAGCAAAGCAGGAACUGGAAAAGAAGAUGCAGACUCUAAUGUAUCCUUCUGGGAAAAGACAAUAUUUACAUAAGAUGCAAAUGCUGGAAAUGAACCGGAAAAGACAAGAGGCCCAAGCUGAACUGAAGGAAAGUCUUCACAAGGAGGCAAGAACUAAUAAGCAGAAACAGAGGGACCAUAAAGCCAAGAAAAUCCUUCAAAGCAUCCCAAGAAAUGAUGGUGGUGACUUUCUAACCUUGUUGCCUGAUGAAACCUUGAACAGAAGUCUAGGAAAUACACAGAAUGCGGAAUUUCUGGAACAUCAAGCAAGGAAUGACCACUGUCCCAGGAAAAUUGGCAAAAUGGAAAUAUGGCUCCGUGAACAGGAGGCCCGUGGAGAGCUUCUCUGGGACAGCUCCAGCUCUGACUCAGAUGAGUCGGGGAAAGUAGAGGGAAAAAAAAGAGCACUGGUGAGGACCAGGACAGAAAGAAUCCAACAUUUUGAUGAGUUUUUUGAUUAA
Messenger RNA from Budorcas taxicolor (takin), 885 nucleotides. It is a transcript of the gene CCDC198, whose product is annotated as coiled-coil domain containing 198. The record is from RefSeq and is a predicted model, not a curated record. The coding region runs from base 1 to 885 and encodes 294 amino acids. NCBI's taxonomy places the organism in Eukaryota, Metazoa, Chordata, Mammalia, Artiodactyla, Bovidae. The transcript is spliced from 6 exons.